UCGAGGACUACAACUCCCGUCAUGCCCUGCGGCUGCUUCUCGCCUCUUCCCCCGGAAGUGAGGCGCAGUUUCCGGUUCCGCCUCAGUCCGUCGCGCGCCGUCACGAUGGAGGAGCUCGGGCUGCUCGGGGAGAAGGCGCAGGAGGAGGUGCCGGCGCUCGCCCCCCCGCGCCCCCCCACGGCUCUCGCCUUUCUCGUUCCGGAGCCCGAAGACCUCGAGGAUCUCUACAGUCGCUACAAGAAGCUGCAGCAGGAGUUGGAGUUCCUGGAGGUGCAGGAGGAGUACAUUAAAGAUGAGCAGAAGAACCUGAAGAAGGAGUUCCUUCACGCCCAGGAGGAGGUGAAGAGGAUCCAAAGUAUUCCGUUGGUCAUCGGACAAUUCCUGGAGGCCGUCGACCAGAACACGGCCAUCGUGGGCUCCACCACCGGUUCCAACUACUACGUGAGGAUCCUGAGCACCAUCGACCGGGAGCUGCUGAAGCCCAACGCCUCGGUGGCCCUCCACAAACACAGCAACGCUCUGGUGGACGUUCUCCCGCCCGAGGCCGACAGCAGCAUCAUGAUGUUGACCUCAGACCAGAAGCCGGACGUGAUGUACGCCGACAUCGGUGGGAUGGACAUCCAGAAGCAGGAGGUCCGCGAAGCCGUGGAGUUACCUCUCACCCACUUCGAGCUCUACAAACAGAUCGGCAUCGACCCACCACGAGGUGUCCUCAUGUAUGGACCUCCGGGAUGUGGGAAGACCAUGUUGGCCAAAGCCGUGGCCCAUCACACCACCGCCGCUUUCAUCCGUGUGGUGGGGUCGGAAUUUGUCCAGAAGUAUUUGGGAGAAGGUCCUCGGAUGGUCCGGGACGUCUUCCGUUUGGCCAAGGAGAACGCGCCGGCCAUCAUCUUCAUCGACGAGAUCGACGCCAUCGCCACCAAACGCUUCGACGCCCAAACCGGAGCCGAUCGGGAGGUUCAACGCAUCCUCUUGGAGCUCCUCAACCAGAUGGACGGCUUCGACCAGAACGUCAACGUCAAGGUGAUUAUGGCCACCAACCGAGCGGAUACUUUAGAUCCGGCGUUACUCCGUCCCGGUCGGUUGGAUCGGAAAAUUGAAUUCCCGUUACCGGAUCGGCGCCAAAAACGCCUCAUUUUUUCCACCAUCACCGGAAAAAUGAACCUCUCCGAAGAAGUGGACCUCGAGGAUUACGUUGCGCGUCCGGAUAAGAUCUCCGGAGCCGAUAUCAACUCCAUCUGCCAAGAGGGUGGAAUGUUGGCCGUGAGGGAGAACCGUUACAUCGUUUUGGCCAAGGACUUCGAGAAGGCCUACAAGACGGUCAUCAAGAAGGACGAACAGGAACACGAGUUCUACAAGUGAGGACAUCACCGCCCGUCUUCUUCUCCGGGUCUUCUCCAAUAAAACCCUUCAUG
Messenger RNA from Cuculus canorus (common cuckoo), 1415 nucleotides. RefSeq names its product proteasome 26S subunit, ATPase 4 (gene PSMC4). Gene Ontology annotation, molecular function: proteasome-activating activity; ATP binding; ATP hydrolysis activity. The transcript has 11 exons. The record is from RefSeq and is a predicted model, not a curated record. Gene Ontology annotation, cellular component: proteasome regulatory particle, base subcomplex. NCBI's taxonomy places the organism in Eukaryota, Metazoa, Chordata, Aves, Cuculiformes, Cuculidae. Gene Ontology annotation, biological process: proteasome-mediated ubiquitin-dependent protein catabolic process. The coding region runs from base 22 to 1362 and encodes 446 amino acids.